Messenger RNA from Lodderomyces jiufengensis, 1938 nucleotides. It is a transcript of the gene ARO10, whose product is annotated as phenylpyruvate decarboxylase. The transcript has a single exon. Gene Ontology annotation, molecular function: magnesium ion binding; thiamine pyrophosphate binding; carboxy-lyase activity. Lineage: Eukaryota; Fungi; Ascomycota; Pichiomycetes; Serinales; Debaryomycetaceae. The record is from RefSeq and is a predicted model, not a curated record. Bases 1 to 1938 code for a protein of 645 amino acids.
AUGGCACCAAUUCAAUUAAAAACUUCCGAACCUCCAACUCCUAUAAAUUCUAAAUCAACUUCACCAAUAUUAACAACCACCAAUCCUAUUUUACAACCAAAUACUCCAAUUGAUAUCCCAUCAUCAGAAAUUCCAAUUGGUGAAUAUUUAUUUCAUCGUAUAUUACAAGCAAAUCCCAAAUUAAAAAGUAUAUUUGAAAUACCAGGAGAUUUUAAUUUAAAUUUAUUAGAAACUAGUUAUUCACCAUCUUUAGCUUCAAAAGGUUUUAAAUUAAUAAAUACAUGUAAUGAAUUAAAUGGAGCUUAUGCAGCUGAUGGUUAUUCAAAAGUAAUUGAUGGAUUAAGUGUAUUUAUUUCAACUUUUGGUGUUGGUGAAUUAUCAGCUAUUAAUGGUAUAAGUAAUGCUUUUUCGGAAUAUGGACCAGUUUUACAUAUAGUUGGUACAACUUCAAUAAAACAACAAAUCAAGGAAUCAGAAUCAAAUGAAAUCAUAAAUACCCAUCAUUUAGUACCCAAAAAAAAUGCAUUUGAACGUCCAGAUCAUAAUGUUUAUAAAAAAAUGGUCACUGAUAUUUCUUGCGUUCAAGAAACUUUAGAUUAUGACUUAGACUCAAAUUUAAUUAAAAUUGAUAAAGUUUUGAAAACUAUUAUUCAAGAAAGAAGACCUGGUUAUUUAUUUGUACCUUGUGAUGUACCAGAUUUAUUAGUUGAUUCAAAUAAAUUAUAUGAUAUACCAUUUAAUGUAAAAUCCAAAUAUCAAGGUUCUGAACAAUCAAUAAGUUUAAUGAAUGAAAUUUCAGAUCUUAUUUUAAACAAAUUAUAUGAGUCUUCAAACCCAUCAAUUUAUUCAGACGCAUUAACCACAAGAUUUGGAGCAACAAAUGAAUUAAAUGAAUUUUUAAACAAUUUACCAAACUCAGUCAAAUUAUUUACUUCAAGUUAUUCAAGAAAUGUUGAUGAAACUAAAUCAAACUAUGUUGGAGUUUAUGGUGGUAAUGCAUCAUCAGAUCAAAAAACUAAAAAUUUAUUUGAAAAUUCUGAUUUUGUAUUAGCGUUAGGUUAUUGGGAUGGUGAAAUGAAUACCGGUAGUCAUUCAGUAAAUUUUGAUACUGCUAAAAAUAAAUGUAUUAUUCAUCCUGAUUAUAUUCAAAUUAAUAAUUUCAUUACUCGUGUAAAACAAGCAGAUGGUGAAAGAUUAUUUACUAUUGGUGAAUUUUUACAAAAUUUAAAUUCAAAAUUGGACAUUUCUAAAAUCAAAUUACCAACAAAUAUAGAUCAUUAUAAAUACCAACCAAAACAAGUAUCUUCAAACGAAUUGAAAUUGCCAUAUAUCCCACAAUCUUACUUAAACGACCACUUCACUAAAACUUUACAAGAAGAUGAUAUUUUCAUAGUUGAUACAAUGUCAUUUGCUUUUGGUUUAUCAGAUAUAAGUUUUCCAAAAAAUGUUAAAUUAAUAACUGGUAUGAAUUAUGGAUCAAUUGGUUAUGCAUUACCAGCAACUUUUGGAGCAACAGUAGCAUUGAAUGAUUUAGGUACAAAACAAAGAAUUCAUUUAGUACAAGGUGAUGGAGGAUCACAAAUGACUAUUCAAGAAUUAGGAAGUUUCAUGAGAUACAGUUCUAUUUUAAAUAUUCAACCAAAAAUUUAUUUAUUAAAUAAUGAUGGUUAUACCAUUGAAAGAAAAAUAAAUGGAGCAACUAGACCAUACAAUGAUAUAUGUGGUAAUUGGAAAUGGUCUAAACUAUUAGAUGUAUUUGGUGGUAAACAAGGUAUAACUCAUGAUUCUUUCAUAUUAAAUAAUAUUAAAGAAUUUGACGAACAUUUCAAUGAUGAAACAAACUCCAAUAGUGAUAAUAAAAAAUUACAAUUUUAUGAAGUUAUUGGUGGUAAAUUUGAUGUAUCUUAUAGAGUUGAUAAUAUGAUGGUUAAAAAUUAA